This is a messenger RNA of Austrofundulus limnaeus, 3161 nucleotides long. RefSeq names its product 1-acylglycerol-3-phosphate O-acyltransferase 5 (lysophosphatidic acid acyltransferase, epsilon) (gene agpat5). The record is from RefSeq and is a predicted model, not a curated record. NCBI's taxonomy places the organism in Eukaryota, Metazoa, Chordata, Actinopteri, Cyprinodontiformes, Rivulidae. Gene Ontology annotation, biological process: phosphatidylinositol acyl-chain remodeling. Bases 516 to 1613 code for a protein of 365 amino acids. Gene Ontology annotation, cellular component: endomembrane system; mitochondrion; endoplasmic reticulum. The transcript has 8 exons. Gene Ontology annotation, molecular function: acyltransferase activity.
GUGUGACAUUCGCUGCUAGAAGCUAGGUGCCGGAUAAAUGAACUCGGGGCAGGAAACAAAUUGUACAGUUUUUUUUCCCCUCUUUUAGCCAUGCGGUUGACUUCUGAGGUAAACUUUGUUGUCGUUUCCGCAUCAGAAAAGUGAGUUUAUAGAUAAAGACAAAACUUUUUAGUCUUGUUUUAUAAGCACGCUAAAUUGUCGGCUAACGCUUCUUUUUUCAUAAACUUGUGCACUGGGCGUGUGUUGUUGGGAGUUCGUGAGGUCGUUUUCCGGUUUGUUAAAAWAAUGUUAAUAUUAACCAGAUGAGUUAAGUUUAUGUACAUGUUUGGCAACUCAAGCUGACUUUUUGAACAGCAUUUUCGCUCACAAGGUUAAAUUUUGCUCUCUUGCAGCAGCUUUCUGUCACUUAUGCUGACCUUUUGGGGCAGGGGUGUUGAAAGUAGGCCAGGUGUGCUGUGGCGUAGAUAGGGUCUUCUGUAACUUUAUUUUUGGUCGGGUGUAGAAGAGGUGCAACCAUGCUGCUGUCUCUGUUUGUGCACACAUACUCGCUGCGGUACUUGUUUCCAGCCACAAUCAUGCUGGGAACAGCCCCAGCUUAUCUUCUAUCUUGGGGGGUUUGGAGAUUGAUCUCAAUGGUUUUACCAGAAAGACUUUACCACAAGAUAGACGACCGACUGUACUGUAUCUACCAGAGCAUGGUCCUGUUCUUCUUUGAGAACUACACAGGAGUUGAGAUUAUCAUAUAUGGAGAUAUACCAAAGAAAAAGGAGAAUGUGAUCUACAUGUCGAACCACCAAUGUACAGCUGAUUGGAUCAUCGCUGACAUGCUCGCCAUCAGGCAGAGCGCCAUCGGUCACGUCCGGUACGUCCUGAAAGACGGACUCAAGUGGCUCCCACUUUACGGGUGGUAUUUCUCUCAGCACGGGGGAAUCUUUGUGAGAAGAAGCGCAAAGUUUAAUGAGAAGGCCAUGAGGAAGAAGCUGCUCAGUCAGACUCGAUGUGGAGCGCCUAUGUACCUCGUCAUCUUCCCAGAAGGAACCCGGUACAAUCCAGAGCUGAAGAACGUUAUCGCUAACAGUCAGGCGUUUGCUGCAAAAGAAGGACUGGCUGUUCUGAAGCACACUCUGACACCCAGAGUGAAGGCUUUCCAUAUAGCCAUGGAGAUCAUGAAGGACGACCUGGACGCCGUGUACGACGUCACGGUGGCUUACGAGGGAACGCUGGACAGCUCCGGUCAAAGAAAACCCGCUCCAUCGAUGGCAGAAUUCCUCUGCAAAGAAUGUCCCCGGAUCCACAUACACUUCAGCCGUGUUAAAGUAAGGGAUAUCCCCUCUGAGUCGAAGAGUUUCCGCAGGUGGAUGCAUGAUCGGUUUGAAACCAAAGACCGGCUUUUGACAGAUUUCUACCAGUCGCAAGAUCCAGCGAAACAAUUCAGGUUUCCCGGAGAGGGCAAAGUCUCUCCGCUGAGUCUCUCCAAGACCCUCCCAUCUUUGCUCAUCUUGGGGGGGCUCACACUGCCAUUACUGCUGACGGAGAGCGGCAGGAUACUUUACGUGAGAACCUGGGUUUACGGGACGCUGUUGGGCUGGCUGUGGGUCAACAUUUUUCCUUAAAAACCGCGACGAGGAGGGGAGGCUGACGCGAUGAGACACAAACUCAGAAAGAGGUGCCACUUUCCUGGGUUGCAACAACUCACAAUGUGUUCCAUGCAGAGCGGUACCUUUUUUUUUUUUUUUUUUUACAAAAGUUCUAACUGUUCAGCUGGUGACGCUGAGAAACGUUAAAACUUUUUGAGCUACUUGAACCUUUUUGUGGUGUUUUUUAAUUUUCAGCCUGACGUUAUAAGAAAAAUCAUAUUCAAAUUUAAAAGACCCUCCUUUAAAUAUAAAUUAAAAAUAUCUAAAUCAUUCUUUUAAAAAAAAUAACCCCUCAGUAGAUUUCUUCAAAUUAGUACUCAUGCAUGCUUCAUAAAUCAUUGGCAAGUUUUAAAACUUUUUUUUAAUUUAAGCCAAGUUUUUCUUUUYUUUCCAAUUAAGUGCACUGACUAAAUGAUAAUGGUUAUGAUGUUUUUAUGCCAAGUCCCACAUCAGGAGGAUUAUGCACUUUUCUCACAUAAAGUGAGGUUUUUACACUGGUAGAAGAAAACGACCAGCACGCAGUCCUCUGAACGUGACACCAGCUGCAUUGUUUACCAGAAAUGCAGAUUUUUUUUCUUGACAGUGAAUGUAGCCGUAAAAACACAUUCAUUCAUAAAAAUCAAUCUGUUCUGUUUUUUUUUUUGUUUGUUUUGAGCACAGUAACUUUUUCACUGAGCUUACAUCUGUUUUAAAAAUGCAAACGUGUUCUACCAAUGUAAAAUAUUAUUUGAUCCUUGAAGUCAUUGCCAAAAGCUGGUGUGUUUGUGUGUUUCAAGUAAAUCAUUGCUUGUUUUAUUUCUCUGGAUUCUUUUGAGAGUAUUUGUAUUUCUUACUUUUAAUAUAUAAAUUUUCUUCUUUGUAAACUUGUGUUACAGUUGACAUGAAAAUAUCUACCUAAUAACAAGCUGACGAAGCCGUGGUAUAACAUCGCAUCGUUUCUGUGCACUCAAAGCCAUUUGUAUUACAUUACCCUAUUGUGAAUUGCACUUUGUCUGUUGUUGUUUACCAUAACGAGACAUUUGCGUUUUCCUUGUUACUUUUAAGCCAUCUUGUACUUCUCUACAGUUAGUCUUACGUUUUUAUCACGUCAGUCCUACAAAAAUCUUUUGGUUUUUACUUGUCCCUCCUAUACCUCAUUUGAAUAAUCUUUCCAAAAAACAAAAAUCCUUGUCAGCCAUUUUAUAGUAUAUUUUUAAUGCUGAGAAUACCAGACUGUAUCUUAUCAGGAAACUCUGUAGACAGUAUUUAAAUGCCAAGUGUUUUUGGAAACGUGUGCCUUCUCUUUCGUGGGGGAGGCCACAGCGUCUCUUCUCCACCGGGUGACGGUAUGGAGGCGCUCUGCUGGAGCRGAAGCUCCACAGCUUUCUGUCACUUUGUCUACAGCUCCUGGUGGCUUAUUAUGCUCUAAAAAAUGCUUUGAUUUACACUUUUAUGAAAACUAUUAUUCAAAGAUGAAACCUUUAAUGACUGUAUUAUGUGGAAGCUGGGGUCAGAAUUAAAUAAAGAUGCUUUUUUUGGGAAAGA